AACCAUCCAUUCCACCACCAAGUCCUCCCUCCUCACCUCACCCGCACUCUCUCCCGCGAAAAGACUUCUUCUCUCGUCGUUGUUGUUGUCGUUGUUGUUGCACUCGCGCGCGGCGGCGCGGUGCCAGAGAUGAGGAGGAUGUUGCGUUGCUUCUUCGGCGGCGGUGGCGACGAGACGGGAGGUGACGAGGAGAAGAAGGCGUCGGCGGCGGCGGUGGUGAAGAACAAGAAGGCGGUGAGGCGGAUGCGGAGCGCGACGGGGCGGCUCCGGUCGCUGUCGCUGGAGGACCUGUCGCGGACGCUGGCGCAGUCCGGGCUGCAGGCCUUCACGCUGGCGGAGCUCAAGGCCGCCACGCGCAGCUUCUCCGGCAGCAACUUCAUCGGCGAGGGCGGAUUCGGCCCCGUCUACAAGGGCUUCAUCGACGCCAAGCUCCGCCCCGGCCUCCUCCAACCCCAGCACGUCGCCGUCAAGUACCUCGACGGCGAAGGCGACCAGGGCCACCGCGAAUGGCUGGCGGAGGUGGUGUACCUGGGGAUGUUGAGCCAUCCGCAUCUGGUGAAGCUCAUCGGCUACUGCUGCCAAGACGACCACCGGAUGCUCGUCUACGAGUACAUGGCCAGGGGCAGCCUCGAGCACCACCUCUUCAAGAAUUUGCUGUCGAGCUUGCCGUGGGCGACGCGGCUGAAGAUCGCGGUGGGCGCGGCCAAGGGGCUCGCGUUCCUGCACGACGCCGACACUCCGGUGAUCUACCGAGACUUCAAGGCAUCCAACAUCCUGCUCGACUCGGAUUACACGGCGAAGCUCUCGGACUUCGGGCUGGCCAAGGAGGGCCCGCAGGGGGACGCGACACACGUCACGACCCGCGUCAUGGGGACCCACGGGUACGCGGCGCCGGAGUACAUCCUGACGGGGCACCUGACGGCGAAGAGCGACGUGUACAGCUUCGGGGUGGUGCUGCUGGAGCUGCUGACGGGGCGGCGGAGCGUGGACAAGCGGCGGCGCGGGCGGGAGCAGAACCUCGUGGACUGGGCGCGGCCGUACCUCCGGCGGCCGGAGCGGCUGCACCGGGUGAUGGACCCCAGCCUGGAGGGCGGCUACUCGGACAAGGCGGCGGGGAAGGCCGCCAUGGUGGCGUACCACUGCCUCCACAGCGUGCCCAAGUCCCGCCCGCACAUGCGCGACGUCGUCGCCGCGCUCGAGCCGCUGCUGCAGACGUCCUGCGGCGACGUGCUCGCCGGGCCCUUCGUCUACACCGUCCCGUCCGCUGCCGCCGUUGUUGUUGCUGCCAAGGACGACGGGAAGAAGGCGGCCGCGGCCGCGGGUGAGGACGGCGAGGAGGAGGUGGCGGCGGCGGCCAAGGCGAAGAGGAGGUACGUGGCGUCGGCGGUGCACGCGGAGGGCGCGAUGCGGAAGGGGGAGCACCGGUACGCGAGCUCCGUGUCCGGCUCGCCGAGGCAGAGCAGGGACAGGGGCGGCUAGCUCAAGAUUUCAACGGUGGAUGCAAAGUGCGACCGCGGCAGGGCGUGAAUUUGCCUGUUACUGCGUGUGUGCGCGCGUGUGAGCGUGUAUUGUUCGAGAUCGUUUCAAGUGUACAUAAUAGUGGUAACAUAUUUCUACGGUGGAUGCAAAGUGCAGGAGGUGCAGUAACAUGUUCGUUGAUUCUUUUUCUUGGUGAUGCUAUUUUCGAUCCCAAGAGCAAAAAAUGUAAUAUUGCCUUUUGUUUUCUUGAGGAAAAUGGUGUUCUUUUUUUCCCUUUGUUUUCAGCUUGUACCGCUGAAUCCCGGAAAAUAAUAAAUGUGAAAAAUGAAAAGAGGGUUCAGUCAAAA
Oryza sativa Japonica Group (Japanese rice) is the source of this 1826-nucleotide messenger RNA. Its product is annotated as serine/threonine-protein kinase RIPK. Gene Ontology annotation, molecular function: ATP binding; protein kinase activity. The record is from RefSeq and is a predicted model, not a curated record. NCBI's taxonomy places the organism in Eukaryota, Viridiplantae, Streptophyta, Magnoliopsida, Poales, Poaceae. Gene Ontology annotation, biological process: protein phosphorylation.